GUGGCGCAGGGGCCCUGGGUGUCGGUGCCUGCGGUGCCGGGCAGUGCAUGACGGUGGGUGGUGGGUCCGGGAUGGCGGCGCGGCGGCUCCUUCUCUGCGUGGUGGCAGUGCUGAUGCUGCUGGCGGUCGGCGGGGCCAUCCCUCCGCCCGAGGAAGCGGCGCGCAUGGCUCGCUACGUCCUGCACAACUGCGACUGGGGAGCGCUGGCCACGCUCUCCACGCAGGAGGGGCUGCGCGGCCAGCCCUUCGCCAAUGUCUUCUCCCUGAGUGACGGGCCCCCCGGGCCGGGCAGCGGCAGCGGGGUCCCCUACCUCUACCUGACCGACUUGGAGAUCUCCGUGCAGGAUCUGGAGAUAAAUUCAAAUGCCUCCUUAACUGUGUCUUUGGCACAGACUCCUUACUGCAAGAAGCACAGGUAUGAUCCCCAGAAUCCCCUCUGUGCUCACAUCAUCUUCUGUGGGGGUAUUGUAAAGGUGAAUGAUUCAGAAGCAGACAUAGCAAAGAAGGCACUAUUCAGUCGCCAUCCUGAAAUGGAAGGUUGGCCUAAAGAUCAUAAUUGGUUCUUUGCCAAAUUUAACAUCACCAAUAUUUGGGUCCUGGACUACUUUGGUGGUUUGAAAAUUGUGACACCAGAAGAAUACUACAGCAUCAAGCCUUAGUGGAGAAAGAUCCUUGGUGAUGCUGAUACACAAAAGAAUUACUUUGGCUGUUUUGUGAAAGGCUUAUUUUUUUCUAUCUAUUGUUAAGCUGGAUUAAUAAUGCAAAAAAAUCAAGCACCUUCCAUUGUUAAUGAACAUUUAUAACACUUCUGAAGCAAAUGUAAAUUCUUACUAACUAGCACAGAUUGAAUCAUGGCGCACUCAAAAACCUUUGUGCAUAAGCCAUAACUAAAUUUUAUUCAUUGGAUGUGAUUCUAGAAAGGUGUCUCUCUGGCAGUCUUCAUUUAGAAAGGCUGUGUUUACUAGUAACUGAAGGAUUAGUCCAGUUCUAAAACUUCCAGUGACUCAGGCACAGAAUAGCUUCUUGUGAUCACUUCCCAAUUAAAUUAUUUUUUUAAUAUCUGUGUACUUUAGAUCUUUGUGGCAAAGUACUACAGGGUGUCUCAGCUGACUAUGGAGUGGAAAGCAUUGCUUGUAUUGCAGUGGCAAAUGGUGUGCUGAGUUCCCAAAUUCUCUUACGAAUUUUCUUUGUAUGCCAAUACACUCACUUGUCUAAGCCAUUUUUCUAUUUUGCCACCUAUGUGUUAUAGAAUAUGAUUGUGUUUGUGCAAACUGUGCAUAAAGCUCCUCAUAAGGUUUUGGUAAUUCUUCAGCUUGCAGUGAUUAUAUCCCCUGACUCUUUAAAAGAAGGUGGUAAUGCCUAAUGUAUCUGGCUUUUGUGUAAGGGAAGAAUAGUGGCUUGUAAAUUCAACUACUAUGUUGUGGAAGGCAAAUGUUUUCUUAUUAGGAAUCUGAAAUUUUCAGCAUUGUUAAUAUGAUCAAAUUGCAAUUCAAGAGCUACCCUCAACAGUAGAACUGAGCAGAUUUUUCAUUUUGGAAGCCAUACACAGCAAUUUUGGCUUAGUAACCCAGAAGCAACACAGAAGCUAAUACGAUAUGACAUAUGAUUUAUUAAUUGUAGGGAAUGAAAAUUAAUGAAAGGGAUGCAUAAUUAAUUAUCUGUUAAAAUAAGCCACACACAACCACAAAAAAAUAAAUUAAUACUCUUACAUCAUCCCUCAUUUCCCAUAUGGGAAGUUCAGAAGGUAUUACGAACAAUUAAGUUGAUUUUAAAAUGAGCAAAUAUUACCAAGCUGACAGUAAAGAAUGUGAAAAUAUUGACUACUUAGAGGCAUACCCAUAUAUAGAACAGUAGAAUUUGUCAUAUCAAAUCAUCUCUACAUCUUAAUGCUUUUAUUAUAUCACUGCUUUUCUUAAAUACUAUGAUGAUUUGUGAAAGUUUUUUGAGGUAAUAUAUUAGGUUUUUCUUCUCUGAAACGGGGGAAAAAGGUACUUGUUACUAUAUCAAACACACUGUACUAUUUAAAAUUAUUUUAGGAUAAAAAAAUUACAGUAUGGAAACAGUUUGUUUUGAACAGAUAACAUUGACAUUAAAUAUUAAUCUGAAAAUAUUUUUAUAUGAGGCAUAAAAAUUGUGGAAUUUCAAAUGAUCCUUUGGUAAAGACUUGAUUCUUGCUAUGUUGACACCUGAAUGUUACUCCAUAAUUUUUAUUGUGUGAGACAGCUUAUGCUGAACUUUGUUAAAAUUAAAGUAUUUUUUGACAAGUGGUGUUGCCAAUUAUUGCACAUUCAAUAAUACUUCUCUUCCUCAUUCUCACUCAAGCACCCUCUCUUUGCAGUCCUUGUUUUAUUGUCACUCUGGAGUCUUUCACUCGUGUUGGAAUAAAUGGUGAAACACCUCUCUUA
Calypte anna (Anna's hummingbird) is the source of this 2405-nucleotide messenger RNA. RefSeq names its product cellular repressor of E1A stimulated genes 1 (gene CREG1). The coding region runs from base 48 to 659 and encodes 203 amino acids. The record is from RefSeq and is a predicted model, not a curated record. Lineage: Eukaryota; Metazoa; Chordata; Aves; Apodiformes; Trochilidae. The transcript has 4 exons.